This is a messenger RNA of Tyto alba (common barn owl), 2508 nucleotides long. RefSeq names its product IST1 factor associated with ESCRT-III (gene IST1). The transcript is spliced from 10 exons. The record is from RefSeq and is a predicted model, not a curated record. Gene Ontology annotation, biological process: protein transport. NCBI's taxonomy places the organism in Eukaryota, Metazoa, Chordata, Aves, Strigiformes, Tytonidae. Bases 344 to 1441 code for a protein of 365 amino acids.
CGGCGGCCCCGAGGGCGCUGGCGGGAGGCGGUGCCUUGCCCUGGGCGCCCGCUGGUGGGGCUGAGGGCGGCCCCGGGGUCCGCGCUGCUCCGCCCGCGCGGGGGGACCUGCUGUCGGCGCCAGCUCGCUGAGGGCGGCGGCGGGGGGGUGAGGGGUAUCUCCCCCUCAGCCCUGUCGGGGUACAGCCGCGCCGGUAAAGCCAUCCCGGGGCCUGCUGUGCGCUUCGCUGAACGAGCCCCGGCCUUGGGGCUGCUCGGCGGGUCUCGCCGGCUGGCUGGCGCACCUGGAAACCGCCCUGGCGACAGGCUAAUUACCUGCUGUACGCGUAAAGAAAGCGUUUAUCAUGUUGGGCUCUGGGUUCAAAGCUGAGCGCUUGCGAGUCAACCUGCGUCUUGUCAUCAAUCGCCUCAAACUGCUGGAGAAGAAGAAGACUGAGUUGGCCCAGAAGGCAAGGAAGGAGAUUGCAGAUUAUCUGGCAGCUGGAAAAGAUGAGCGCGCCAGGAUUCGUGUGGAGCACAUCAUCCGUGAAGAUUACCUUGUGGAGGCCAUGGAGAUCCUGGAGCUGUACUGUGAUCUGCUGCUAGCCCGCUUUGGCUUGAUUCAGUCCAUGAAGGAGCUGGACUCUGGCCUGGCAGAAGCAGUAUCUACACUGAUUUGGGCUGCACCACGACUCCAGUCGGAAGUGGCUGAGUUGAAGAUUGUUGCUGAUCAGCUGUGUGCCAAGUACAGCAAGGAGUAUGGGAAGCUGUGCCGGACAAACCAGAUUGGGACAGUCAAUGACAGGCUGAUGCACAAGCUGAGCGUGGAGGCACCGCCCAAGAUUCUGGUGGAGAGAUACCUCAUCGAGAUUGCCAAGAACUACAAUGUGCCCUAUGAGCCUGACUCAGUGGUGAUGGCCGAAGCCCCUGCAGGCGGAGAGGCAGAUCUGAUUGAUGUAGGAUUCACAGAUGAUGUGAAGAAGGGUGGCCACGGAGGGGGAGGAGGUGGUGGAUUUACAGCCCCGCUGCUUGGUCAUGAUGGAAUAGUACCCAUGCCAGUGAUGAUGCCUAUGCCUAUGCCAACACCAAAUCCGCCCUUCUCUUAUCCGCCUCCAAAGGGACCAGAGAACUUCAAUGGCGUACCAGUGGGGACCUACCAGCCUUUCACUAAUAUCCAUCCACCACCAAUUCCAGCCACUCCACCAACAUACGAGUCUAUUGAUGAGCCUAAUGCUGACAAGGACGCUUCUGCACCGGUGGCUGGGCCCGGACCCAAGUCAGAAGCUUCUCCUAAACCAAGAGCUGGAGCUCCUAAUACCAUUGAUACCUUUGUGCUGCCUGAAUUACCAUCCGUGCCCGAUACGCUGCCAACAGCAUCUGCCGGCGCCAACUCUUCUGCCUCUGAAGACAUUGACUUUGAUGAUCUUUCACGGAGAUUUGAAGAGCUAAAGAAGAAAACAUAAAACUGACCGAACUGUAACUCCAAUGUGAGGGGCAGGAGUUGUGACAGCUUCUUCUUUCUGAAACAUAGACUUCCCUUGAAACUGUUUUUCUGCAUUAAUCUCAGAUGAAUUUGCUCUUCUUUUUGAGCUCUCUUCCUACUGUACUUAAACCAAGUGCUGCCACUUUCCUGAUUUUUGUUGCUCCAGUAGGUGAGCUGUGGGGAAUCUUGUGAGACUGGAGCAGGGAACAGCUUCUGUCAGUCUGGGUAGCUCUACAACAGAGCUGUGCUUGAUGUUCUGGCUGUCUCCACAGUGGCUCUAAGUGUCCCCUCCCAGAGAAGGGAGGUGGAGGCUGCAAUGGGACAGGGUUUUCUCCUCUCCAAUGGUGGUCUCAAAGGCAGCAUCACCUGCAAGCUGCCCUUCUCUGCUCUUGUGGCUUGUAUGGUAAGGGUGAUUAGGUCCCUUUGGUAAGACUUCUAGAUAACGGGCUGAGGUGGGGAAUACAGUCAUGAGGAGACGUGGCAUUGCCCCUGAGGCUGUGCAGUACACUGACAUGCCAUCUCCCUGGCUGCAGCUCUGUCUGGGUGCAGUUUGCCUGAUGUCCUCUUCCGCUCCCGCUGCAUUCUUGGGGAGCCCUCUGUGGCCUUCGCUGCCUUCCUGCUGGCGAGGGUCUUUUUGCAGGAGGGCGUCACUGUAUUUUCCUGUUCAGUGGCAUGUUCUGCCUGAUCCUGCUGGGAGUGCGAGCUGGCUGGGUAGAGGAAUAGCGGGGUGCCACAGCGUGGGCUGGCUGCACUAGCCCCUUCCUCACGGGUGCUGGAGGUGCAGGGAGAGCUGGGGCCAGGGGGACUCCGCCGGGAUCGGCAGCCGCAGCUUUGCUCACCCCUGAGCAAGGGGAUGGGCGAGCCUGGGCUGAGUGCCGGCAGAGUGCUCGGGGGGGGGGGGCUGGUGCCAGCAGCCAGUGCUGCUGCUGCGGGGAACGUGCGCUCUUCUCUGUGACAGACCUGUACAUAACUCUUUCACACGGCUUUAUGUUGGAGUUUUUGAUUUGUAUCUUACGGGUUGGUUCCUAAUAAAGCCUGGGCUUGUGA